This is a messenger RNA of Mugil cephalus (flathead mullet), 3504 nucleotides long. Its product is annotated as piggyBac transposable element-derived protein 4-like. Bases 1826 to 3112 code for a protein of 428 amino acids. NCBI's taxonomy places the organism in Eukaryota, Metazoa, Chordata, Actinopteri, Mugiliformes, Mugilidae. The record is from RefSeq and is a predicted model, not a curated record. The transcript has a single exon.
CAGAGAGAGAUCUUGCAGUUCUUAAUUUAUGUAUGAUCUUAUCUCCAAGUGGUCCAGGCGCCAAGAAGUCUGGUCAUUCUUAUCUCUUGUGCCUGUUGGUGAAAAGUGUCAAAUUCUUCAUUGGCACAUGAAUGUGCUUAAAAACUUGUUUUAUGGUCUCAGAAAUCUGCAAAGGAAACAACAACAGGGUCAAAUCUGACUGAUUUACAACUUAAAACGAUCACAACUAUUGUGUUUUACAUCUGAUUGUCUCAAGGCCUUAUGAUAUUCUCCACACUAUGCACUUGAACAUAUAAAAGUGAUGAUCACCUCUUUCAUUGAAUUUUGAGUGUUUUAAUCAAACUUGUUACACUUCUGUUGUUCCUGGUCAAAAGUGACCGACCAUAGGAAAUGAAUGGGUAUCCUGACUAUAUUCAUUCAUCAGAAAGAAGACAUUCCCAUACACACCACCCCAACUCACUCACUCACUCACUCACUCACUCACUCACUCACUCACUCACUCACACAUUUCAGACUGAACAAUGCUUUUUGGGGGUACACAGCCCAUUCGAUGGCCUGACAGUCUUGACAGUUAAAAUAAAAAUCAUCUUAAACUAAACUGAGAACUGAGGCUGACAAGCCUCUGGCUAUCAACUCUCCAGGUUGUCUCUUUGUUACGACAAUAGUCUUCGCCCCUUUCAAUGAUUUACAUAUCAGUGCUUUCAUCACAGAGUAUUAACUAAUGGUUGUACUUCUCACAAUGUUAAAUUCAGAAGUAGGAUGAUAGAGAGACGUGAAAUCAAACACUUUCAGUGAACAAAACAUCAUGUCAGCACCGAAACAAGUUAUCAGAAACAUUCAUUCAUUUCUACGACUUUCCUCAAUAUCCUAAUUCAUAAAAGGUAAAUAAUAAUAGUAAGCAACGCCAACUAAUAUCAAGAAGAAGGAAAUGUAUAUCAUGGGGGUGUAACGACUCCACUACAUCGAUGAAUCGUUUUAUUUUCCUACGAUCCAACUACAUCGAUAUGUGCUCGGCAAGAUAGCUGUCCGGACGACAUACAUCGAUCUGAUAUGAAUUUAAAAGGUAAUCAAUCGAUUGUAUCAAUACUGGGAAUAACGCAUUGGAUUAAGCACGUCAGAAGAUCCGCUUAAAGUAUUUACUGGAGAAACACUGUAAAAAUGGACAAACAAAAUUUACAAAUUAGCUUUAUAUACCUAAAACACCAUUAUACAAGUAUGCGUUAGCUUCCAGCUAACAUCAAUGGCAAAAUGAAUGUAUAUGCUAAUGCUAACAUUCGCCUUCACGUCUCUUUGCCUCACUGCCUCAUUACACCAGACACACAGUGACCUGAGCAUGGAUGGCAGUGUGGCUCCAUGGUGAAGACUUAUGAUUAAAAAUACUUUUAUCUAACUUCGCCAAAUUUCGAGCCAGAAAGACGAAUAAAACUGUAAAUUGACACAAAUCAUGAGCUGAGUAUAGAUUAAACAUUGUAAUUUUAGUUACAAGUGUACAUUUAGUAGUUUGUAGUUGUAGACAGAGAGAGAUCUUGCAGUUCUUAAUUUAUGCAUGAUCUUUAUCUCUAAGUGGUCCAGGCGCUGAGAAGCCAGGUCCUUCUUAUCUCUGGUGCCUGUUGGUGAAAAGUAUUAAAUUCUUCGUUGGCACAUGAAUGCGCUUAAAAACUUGUUUUAUGGCUUUUUUUUUUAUGGUCUCAGAAAUCUGCAAAGGAAACAACAACAGGGUCACAUCUGACUGAACAAUGCAUUUUGUGGGGUACACAUCCCUUUCCCACACAGACCCCACAUAUAUAGCUUGAUAUUUGCCUUGCACUCCUUUUACUCUGAGCACAUGAGUAGGCAACUGACCAAGCAGUCCUCUGUUGAAGAGGUUCCGGUCCAGGAUUUUGGUCAUGAUGAAGAGGACACUGAAACUGAACCAGAGAUAGAGGAGGAUGUCUCGGAAGUGGAAGACAACACAGAAUUUGAUCCAGACUUUGUGGAGGCUGACCAGUCAACUGAUGGAGAGGGAGAGGCACCUGAAGAACAGGCACCUGAGGAGACAUUCCAGUCUAAGAGUGGGCACUUGCUCUGGUCUCCAUCCCCCCAGAACAGAGUGACAGUGGAAAACAUCAUAAAGAUGAGGCCAGGGCCAACACGGUAUGCAACAUCUCGUGUGAAUGACAUCAAGUCCAGCUUCCAACUCUUUUUACCAGUGUCCAUUGAGGGAAUUAUACUGCAGAUGACAAACCUGAAGGGGAAACGUGUGUUUGGGGACACCUGGAAAGAAAUCGACCUGGUAGACCUCCAAGCCUACAUAGGUCUGUUGAUUUUAGCAGGAGUGUAUCGCUCAAACAGUGAGGCUACAAAAAGUCUGUGGGAUGCAGAGUCUGGCAGGCCCAUAUUCCGGGCAACUAUGUCGUUACAGCAGUUUCAUGUCCUUUCAAGAGUUGUUCGAUUUGAUAACAAAGAUACACGACCCGUCCGCUGGCGAAAAGACAAACUGGCUGCCAUCAGGAACAUUUGGGACAGGUGGGUGGAGCGCCUACCACUUAUGUACAAUCCAGGCCCUGAGGUGACAGUUGAUGAGCGCCUGGUUUCUUUCAGAGGUCGCUGUUCCUUCAAGGUGUACAUGCCAAGCAAACCAGGGAAAUAUGGAAUAAAGAUCUGGGCAGCAUGCGACGCCAGGAGCAGCUAUGCCUGGAAUAUGCAGGUAUACAUGGGGAAACACAAUACUGGAAAGGCCGAAAAAAAACAGGGCAUGCGUGUUGUGCUGGACAUGACAACCGGUCUCCAGGGGCAUAAUAUAACAUGUGACAACUUCUUCACAUCAUAUGCUCUUGGUCAGGAGCUGCUGAAAAGAAAGCUCACUAUGGUAGGGACAGUGAGGAAGAACAAGACUGAACUUCCCCCUGCAAUUCUAUCGACCACGGGAAGAGAGGUACUCUCAUCAAAAUUUGCUUUCACUGACACACACACUCUUGUGUCAUAUGUUCCCAAGAAGAAUAAAAAUGUCAUCCUGAUGAGCACGCUACACAAAGACGCCGCCGUCAGCAGCACAGAGGACAGGAAGCCCCUUAUAAUCCACGACUACAACAAGAACAAAGGAGGCGUUGACUGCCUUGAUAAGGUAACGUAAAGUUUCAUCCAUCAUGCAUUUUAUUUUAUUCUUAUUUAUGUGAAUCAUAGCAUUUUGUGUACGGCAGAUUCAAUAUUGUUCCCAAUCUCUUAUUUAUCGUUCCUUUUAUUGCAGCUUACUGCUACAUACACCUGCAAGCGAAUGACAGCCCACUGGUCUGUGGCGCUGUUCCACAGCAUCCUUGACGUGUCUGCUUUCAACGCAUAUGUGGUGUGGACGGCGCUCGAUCCAACCUGGAAUCAGGGGAAGAGUUUCAAGAGGAGACUUUUCCUAGCGGAGCUGGGGAAAGCUUUGGUGACUCCUCUUAUUCGACGGCGCCAGCACAUUCCCCGCACAGCAGCCUCUGCCAGUCUGGUUAGGAGUGUGCAGGCCCCAGCCCCAGCCCCAGGCCC